This is a messenger RNA of Orcinus orca (killer whale), 8309 nucleotides long. It is a transcript of the gene RBAK, whose product is annotated as RB associated KRAB zinc finger. Bases 729 to 2765 code for a protein of 678 amino acids. The transcript has 5 exons. Lineage: Eukaryota; Metazoa; Chordata; Mammalia; Artiodactyla; Delphinidae. The record is from RefSeq and is a predicted model, not a curated record. Gene Ontology annotation, cellular component: nucleus. Gene Ontology annotation, biological process: negative regulation of transcription by RNA polymerase II. Gene Ontology annotation, molecular function: DNA-binding transcription repressor activity, RNA polymerase II-specific; RNA polymerase II transcription regulatory region sequence-specific DNA binding.
GCGCACGCGCACCGGCGCUGCGCCGCGCCGCUCUUGUUUCCUAUCCGUGCCCAGGUCACCGCUUGCUUUCGUUCCCAGGCUGUGGCCUCCGGCGGGCGAGGAUUCCGGGGCCUGAAGGGGUGGACGCCGUCUGGCCCGGCCGGCACCCAGAGGGCGCGGGCUGUGUGAGCCAGGGUUCGCGUGGGCUGGGCAGAGGCUGGAACGAGGACCCCCGAGCGCGAGCUCCGGAGCCGGCGGGCUGGGCCGGAGGGGCCGGCCGGGCGGCGGCGGCGGCGGCGCAGUGCCAGGCAGUCUGCAGCGCGCGGCACAGCGAGGUCCCGGGAGGGACGUGGGCCUGAAGGGAGCUUGUGCCGUAGGCCCAGAGCCGGCUUCUCUGGCCCAGUGGUCUCGGGAGGCGGAGCGUUCCGUGAGAGGAGCGCGCCGGAGGAGCAGCCCCCGGACCGGAGCCUCGGGAGCCCGGGGCCGGUCAGCUAGUCUCGACGGGGUCCACCAUUUACAGUCUACGAUUUUUCCAAGAGCAGCAGAAAAUGAAUGAAUCCCAGGGUCCGUAGUUGACUUUCCCGGUGAGCUGGGUGAGCUCUUGUUCCCAUAAGUCUUCUCCACGUCACCCAGUUCCCAUCACGGUGCCAUUGCAGGGGCCAGUGUCAUUCACGGACGUGGCCGUGGACUUCACUCAGGAGGAGUGGCAGCAGCUGGACCCUGAUGAGAAGACAACCUACAGGGAUGUGAUGCUGGAGAACUACAGCCAUCUGGUCUCCGUGGGGUACGACAGCACCAAACCGAACGUGAUCCUCAAGUUGGAGCAGGGAGAGGAGCCUUGGGUAGCAGAUGGCGAGUUCCCACGGCAGUUUCACCCAGAAGAAGUCUGGAAAGUUGAUGACCUGAUGGAGAGAGCCCAAGAAAAUAAAGACGAAUGUUCAAGGCAAGCUGUUUCUAUCAACAGCAGAACCCUGACUGAGGAGAGAGAGGUUGCAUUUGAUAAAACUUAUAACAUGGAAAUAAGCCUUGUUCCUUCAAACCUAAUGUCUCAUAAUUGUGUCUCAUGUGGAAAGACUUUGGGAUCUACUUCAGAAUUAAUUAUUAGUGAUGGAAGCUAUGCAAGAGAGAAACCUGAUGAGUGUAGUGAAUGUGGGAAAACAUUUCAUGGAGAGAAACUCUAUGAAUUUCAUCAAAAUGGGGAAGCCUUUUCUCAAAAUGAAGAAAGUAUUCAGAAAAUUAGUAUUUUGGAGAAACCCUUUGAAUAUAAUGAAUGCACAGAAGCCUUAGACAAUGAAGCUGUUUUCAUUACUCAUAAGAGAGCUUAUAUGGGGGAGAAGCCCUAUGAUUGGAAUGAUUCUGGAUCAGACUUCAUCCAGAUGUCAAGUUUUAAUGUAUACCAGAGAUCACAGAUGGAAUUGAAGCCCUUUGAAUGCAGUGAGUGUGGGAAAUCCUUCUGUAAAAAGUCAAAAUUCAUUAUACACCAGAGGGCUCACACAGGAGAGAAACCUUACGAAUGUAACGUAUGUGGGAAAUCCUUCAGCCAAAAAGGAACCCUCACCGUACAUCGGAGAUCACACUUAGAGGAGAAGCCCUAUAAAUGCAAUGAGUGUGGAAAAACCUUCUGUCAGAAGUUACACCUCACUCAACACCUGAGGACUCACUCAGGAGAGAAACCCUAUGAAUGUAAUGAAUGUGGGAAAACCUUCUGCCAAAAGACACAUCUCACCUUACACCAGAGAAACCAUUCAGGAGAGAGACCGUAUCCAUGUAACGAAUGUGGCAAAUCCUUCUCCCGCAAGUCAGCCCUCAGUGACCAUCAGAGAACGCACACGGGAGAGAAACUUUAUAAGUGUAAUGAAUGUGGAAAAUCCUAUUACCGAAAAUCCACCCUUAUUACACAUCAGAGAACACACACAGGAGAGAAACCCUAUCAGUGUAGUGAAUGCGGGAAAUUCUUUUCUCGGGUGUCAUACCUCACUAUCCAUUACAGAAGUCAUUUAGAAGAGAAGCCCUAUGAAUGCAAUGAAUGUGGCAAAACCUUCAAUCUAAACUCAGCGUUCAUUAGACAUCGGAAAGUACACACAGAUGAGAAACCCCACGAAUGUAGUGAGUGUGGAAAGUUCUCAUAUCUCACCAACCAUCACACAACUCACUUAGGAGAGAAGCCCUAUGAAUGUAGUGAAUGUGGGAAAACCUUACUUGAAAAUUCAGCCUUCGAUGGGCACCAGUCACUUCCCAAAGGGGAAAAGUCCUAUGAAUGUAACAUAUGCGGGAAAUUGUUCUCUGAGCUGUCAUACUAUACUAUACAUUAUAGAAGUCAUUCAGAAGAGAAGCCCUACGGAUGCAAUGAAUGCGGGAAAACCUUCUCCCAUAACUCAUCCCUCUUUAGACAUCAAAGAGUCCACACAGGAGAGAAACCCUACGAGUGUUACGAAUGUGGGAAGUUCUUCUCUCAGAAGUCUUACCUCACUAUACAUCAUAGAAUUCAUUCAGGAGAGAAGCCCUAUGAAUGUAGUAAGUGCGGAAAAGUUUUCUCUCGGAUGUCAAACCUCACCGUACACUAUAGAAGCCAUUCAGGAGAGAAGCCCUAUGAAUGUAACGAAUGUGGGAAAGUCUUUUCUCAGAAGUCAUACCUCACUGUGCAUUAUAGAACUCAUUCAGGAGAGAAGCCCUAUGAAUGUAAUGAAUGUGGGAAAAAGUUCCACCACAGGUCAGCCUUCAAUAGCCAUCAGAGAAUUCACAGGAGAGGGAAUAUGAACGUACUUGACAUGGGAAUGCUCCUCUGAAGUCAGAUCUCAUUUUAGAAAACCCUCUGCACAUAAUGAGUAUGGGAAGUCAGUUGGGAGUCAGAUAUCACUGUCUGAGAGUUCAUGUUUCUGAAUGAGGAAAAGCAUUUAGAUGUUAGAUUUAUUCUAAUCUGAAUUUUCAUAGAGAAAAAUCCCUAAAACUGCAACAAGAAGCAAAGCCUUCAGCAAGACCCUACAACUCAUUGGACACUAGACAGUUUAUACAAGAGUGAAACUCUAUAAAUAUUUAAUAUUUAUUUUGGAUUCCAAUCGUAUUCACAUAUCAGGGAAUCAUACCAAGGCAAAACCUGUCAAAGUGAUGAAUGUGGAAAAUACAUUGUCAUGGAAAUUGUUAUACUAAAAGCCAUAUUUCUGAUAUAAAAUCAGAUGUUUUAAGGAAUGAUAUCAGAAGCUAUCAGCUCUGAAUAAACCUUCAUUGCAGAAAAUGAAGUUUUAAAAUCUUCUGGGGUUGAUUAUGAGGAUCGUAGCAUUAAAUAUGUAUAUGGCGGUUUCUAUCACGUUUCCAAAAUGUGAUUAAUUCUAUGCAACUCUGCAAGUUGGGAUUUGAAUAAUUUGUGAGAAGGCAGUAUUCUUAUUUGAGUAUUAAGAUGGCAAAAUGUACUAAUGUAGGACAUAUUGUUGGUGAGAUGUUUGAUAGGUAUAGAAUAGUUAAAUACAUAGUUUUCUGUUCUUUAGAGGCAUUUACAAAUGGUUUUUAAUGAGUGCUUCAUCAAGAGAGGAACCAGUGAUUUUUGUAAAGUUUCCAACUGCAUUUGAGCAAAAAAGAUUUAAAAAUACUAUUUUCAUAAACUAUGCAUAGAUGAUUUGGAAUCUAGUCUGUUCAGUGAAGGAUGGCUGUACUGCUCAUGCUCUAUAACAUAGGCCCAGCUCUCCUACCACUCUUGUUUUUUAACCCAUAGGUUUGAGUGUGCAGUAUGCCACUAUUUUGUAAUUCAGAAAUUUUACCUGUGCUUUUAUUUGAUAUGAAUACGGUGUCAUUAUUUUGUGCAUUGUCCCUUAGUCCCAGUAUUUUGGAACAAAUUAAUGCAAGCUUCUAGCAGACAUUUUUUGUUGAUUAACCUCAGUGUCCUCCCUCUCUUUACUUGCUGGAAGAGUUUAGGUAUCUACUAUUCACAAGACACGGAGGGUAAAUCCUGAGUAAACUAAACCAGUCAUGCUAAUUUCAUUAUGGUCACCAGUAACUCGUUUAUAGUGGUCACAUGACCAAAUCCUAGGUUAGCAAAACAGACCAUUUCUGGAAAAAAGGUAAAACAGUGAUCAAAUGGAUCUUACUCCAGGAAUGUGAGGGUAUUUUAAUAAUAAAAAAAAAACCAAUCACUGUAAUAUAUCACAUUGAAGAAAAAUAGUCUAGUAUGCAGGAAACGUGGUGAAAUCAACAUCCAUUUGUGUUCUUAGCAAACUGUGGAUAGAAAGGAACUUCCUUUAUUGGCUAAAGAGUAUCUUAUACUACAACAAACAGCAUAUCAAAUGGUGAAAUAUUGAAAGUUUUCUCCCAAGAUCAAAAAAAGAGACAAGGUUAUCUGCUAUGACUAAUUUUAUUCAGUAUUGUGUAGAAGGACCUAGCCAGGAAAGUAAGGGAAGCAAAAGAAUGAAAGGCUUAAGGAUUAGAAGAAGUAAAACUUUUAUUUGCAGAUGACGUGCUUUUGUACAUAGGAAAUUCUAGGGAAUAUUCAGAUAAUUAGAAUUGAGUAAAUUGAGCAGAAUCCCCACAUUACAAGGUCAUUAUGCAAAAAUUGGUUUUUAAUAUACCAGCAACGAACACAGAAAAUGAAAAGUUUUAAAACAAUGUCACUUACAGUGAUAUCAGAAAUCCUUAAGUGCCUGGGGGGAAAAUUACCUAACACUGUAUUUUCAAGAAUUGUAUCCCGGGGAAAAAAAAUUUACAGAACAGUAAGAGGGAUAUAUCCUGUUCAUGGAUUGCAAGACAAUCUUAAAAAGAUGUCAGUUUUCCCCAAAUUAAUUCAUAUAUUCAAUGCAAUCUUAAUCAAAAUCCUAGCAAGUUUUUAUAACUGAAAAUUCUCAGAUUCAUGUGAAAAUUCAAAAGACCAAUAAUAGUCAAAGCUAUCUUCUAGAAUAGACAGAACUAGAGAACUUAUAGUGCCAGAUAUCAAGAACUGUUACAAAGCCAUAGGAAUUAUGAUAGUGUGGUAAUGGCACAAAGAUAAACAAAUUGACCAGUGGAACAGAAUAAAGAUUCCAGAAACACCCAAACGUAAUUCAGUCACCUGACUUUUGGUGAAGGUAAUAAUGCAUCGUAACGUGGGAAAGGAUGUUCUUUCCACUAAAUGCUCUGUCAUCAUUUAAAUUUCAUAAUUUAAUAGAAAAUAGAAAAAUCAAUUGAGGUGGAGUGCAGUUUUAAGUAUGAAAUGUAAAAUAAUAAAGCUAUAAGAAGACUAUAACCUUACAGCAAGCAGUUUUCUUAAGACCCAAAAAGCACUGAAUCAUAAAAUAAAACUUGUUAAUUUGAGUAUAUUACAUUAAGGAACCUCUGUUUCUCAAAAAGCCACCAUUGAGAAAGUGAACAGGCAGACCACAGAGGGGAGAAGAUAUUUGCAACUCAAAUACAUGGCAGCAGAAUCGAGUGUAGAAGAGGGCUUGGUAAACGUUUUUGGUGAGGGGCCAGAUAGUAUUAAUAUUUGGGGCUUUGGGCUUCCCUGGUGGUGCAGUUGUUGAGAGUCCGCCUGCCAAUGCAGGGGACACGGGUUCAUGCCCCAGUCCGGGAAGAUCCCACAUGCUGCAGAGAGGCUGGGCCCGUGAGCCAUGGCCGCUGAGCCUGCGCGUCCGGAGCCUAUAUAUAUAUAGGGCUUUGUGGGCUACACAGUUUCACUCACGACUACUCAACUUUGCUGUCGUAGUGUGAAAGCCAUAAAUAAGACAAAAACGAAUGAACGUGGCUAUGUCCCAAUAAGACUUUAUUCACAGAUACUGGUGGAGGACAGGAUUUGGCCAGCAGGCCAUAGUUGCUGACCCCUGAUCUAAAAUAAAAACACCUACAAAUCUACAAGGAAAAAAAAAAUGGGCAAAAGACUUGGACGUCCACUUCAUAAAAGAGGCUAUCCACAUGGUCAGUAAACAUAUGAAAAGGUAUGUUAAUUUUAUUAAUAAUCUUGGAAAAGGCGGAUUUAAAACCCUGUGUGGCACUACUGCCACCCUCUGAAAUGGUUAAAAUGAAAAGCAUGAAAAAGCAAGAUUUGGCAAGAACGUAACAGGAACUUGCCUGCACUCCUGUUGGUAUUGCCCAUCGAUAGAACCGUUUUGGAAAGCUGGCACUUAGAGCAAACCUGUGUUUGUACCCUUUUAACAAACCCAAACCUAGCAGACAUGCAUGAAUGUGUCCACUGUGCAUGUAUGUGUCCACCAAGGGACAUGUCCUAGAAUUUUCAUGACCUAAAACUUCCAAAAACAACUCUGAAGGCACCUAUGCAGUAGAACUUUGAACGUCAGUGGUGUGUUUCCACCACAGAACACUCUAAGGCAAGGAGAAUGGGUAGUAAGCAUAGGCAAUAGCAGCUCAAUUUCAUAAAGAAUGUUAAAUGAAGGAAUCUAGACACAAAAGCAAACAGGUAAAGUACAAGAACAGGUAAAACUUGGCUAUGCAGUUAGAAAUCAGGAUAGCGGUUAGCCUUGGCCAAGGCUGACAAGGAGCAUUCAUCUGGUGCUGGUAAUAAUUGGUUUCUAAAUCUAGGUGCUGAAUAUCUGAGUGUUCUGUGCACUCAAGCUUUGUGUGUUUUUCUGCAUGUAUAUUACACUUACAUAAAAUGUUGUUAAAAAUCACAAGUGUCUACCAUUUUUGUCGCUCAGCACUCUUGCCAUAUUUUUCUAGAUGUAUAUGAGUAUGCUGCAUAACAGGAAUUAACUGGUAGAUUUUGCAUAAUUUUUGUGCAGGAAAUACUCUUAGUUUUAAUGGCAACUACGAAGAUUUCCUACACUGACCGUAAAGCUUAGUAUAAAGUAUAUUUUCAGUAAAUAUUUGAAAAGGUGACAGGGCCAUUACAUAUGUUGUCAUCCUACCGUUCUGCAUAUAUAAAUGCAUCUGACACAUAUAAAUAGGUCUGGACUGCCUCUUCAAUAAAGAACUGAUGUGUGUAAACCUUUCAUAUUUUCUCAGGCGAAUUGUUUUUUACAUUCCUGAAUUUGGGAUGCAUCUUAACCAUCACACUGUCACAGAGGUGAGCUUUCUUUGAGGUUAAGUAUAACGGUGAGUUUGAUUUGAUAAAAAAUUUUUUUAAGUUUUCAAGUUAUCCUUUCAGCAAAUUUAAAAUAGGCAGUUAACAGCACAAAUGUUAGUGAGUGAAGGAUAUAGUUAAGACCUUGCAGUAUAAAAUGUAAGAGCACUCAGCACAGGGAAUGGGGGGUGCUGGCUGGGUUUAUGGCACAACAGUGAGGAAUUAUGACAUUUGAUGGUGUGGACUAUGUACUUAGUUGUUUUUUUAAUAUAUAUUUUAAAUUUCAUUUAUUUUUAUUUUUGGCUGUGUUGGGUCUUCGUUGAUGCGUGCAGGCUUUCUCUAGUUGCAGCGAGUGGGGGCUACUCUUCGUUGCGGUGCACAGGCUUCUCAUUGCUCUGGCUUCUCUUGUUGUGGAGCACAGGCUCUAGGCGCACGGGCUUCAGUAGUUGUGGCACGUGGGCUCAGUAGUUGGGGCUUGUGGGCUCUAGAGCGCAGACUCAAUAGUUGUGGCGUAUGGGCUUAGUUACUCCGCGGCAUGUGGGAUCUUCCCUGACCAGGGCUCGAGUCUGUGCCUCCUGCGUUGGCAGGUGGAUUCUUAACCACUGUGCCACCAGGGAAGUCCCCCACCUAAUCCCUGUAAAGAGGGGAAACAUGGCAAUGACAGCGUCACAGUGUUCCCCAAAUUAAGUUAUAUGAAGGCCACAAAGAAAAAAGUAACCCUCCCCAGUCGCCACAGUGGUAAUUAUAACAAAAAUAAAUAAAUUUUCUUUCACAUUAAAGAAAUCAACCCCCUUGUAGUUCCUGCCGGAUUGGUGAACUGCCAUUGAAUGCUGACUUGUGAGCAAAGGAUAUGGAGUGGAAACAGUGUCAGGAAUCCUCCGAGGGAAGAAGGGACGGCUGUGCUCAGUGGAGGAAGAUGUGGAGUCGGGACAGUGAAGAAACUGGUGCAAAUAGCAUGGUAUCUGCCAAGCGCACCUUCACAAAUGUUCUCUCCACACGUUAGCCCAGGGGAAUCUGCCUGACUGAUUGAUCAGUGGGAGGGGAAAGCCAGCACUGAACCCCCAAUCCUGUGGGGGGAGUAGAUGAAACAAAUAUAGGGUGUUGAGACCUGUGUCAGAAGAAGUUUGAUAUUUUAGUGGUGAUUUUAAAGAAGCGGAGUCCUUUUGUAGCACGAUGUCGGGGAGGGGUUGACAGGCUCAGGUGGUCCAUCCCUGCUUGGCUGUGUUCCUGCUGAGGCAGCUGUGUCCUCCAUAAACUCACACUGAGAAGCGGGGCUACGACUGGCCUUUCCUCCAGUCAAAAGUGUAGGAACUCCCAGGAGAAAGUGAGUUCUGGCAAAAAAAAAAAAAAACAACAA